Molecule: messenger RNA, 3303 nt
Organism: Hemicordylus capensis (graceful crag lizard)
Lineage: Eukaryota; Metazoa; Chordata; Lepidosauria; Squamata; Cordylidae
Gene: FUCA1
Product: alpha-L-fucosidase 1
Exons: 8
Coding region: 87-1493 (468 amino acids)
Biological process (GO): fucose metabolic process; glycoside catabolic process
Cellular component (GO): lysosome
Molecular function (GO): alpha-L-fucosidase activity
Source: RefSeq, a predicted model, not a curated record
GCGAGGCUGCCAUUGGCGGAGGGAGUGGCCAAUGAGCGUGGUGGUGAAGCAGAAAGGGGCUGCCAGUCGCCCCCUGAGGAGAAACGAUGGAGGAGCCUUCGGCCCGCGGCCUGGCUGGGUGGGCGGCGGCGCUAGCCGUGCUGCUGCUCUGUGGCGGGGCAGCGGCGGCUGGGCAGCAGCAGCCGCCCGAGACCCCGCGCUACACGCCGGACUGGGCCAGCCUGGACUCGCGGCCGCUGCCGGGCUGGUUCGACGCGGCCAAGUUCGGCGUCUUCCUGCACUGGGGGGUCUUCUCGGUGCCCGCCUGGGGCUCCGAGUGGUUCUGGUGGCACUGGCAGGGCGGGCGGCGGCCCGAAUACGAGCACUUCGUCCAGACGCGCUUCCCGCCGGGCACCACCUACGCCGACUUCGCCCCGCGCUUCACCGCCUUCGACUUCCAGCCCCAGGACUGGGCGCGCCUCUUCCAGGCAGCCGGCGCAAGGUAUGUGGUGCUGACCUCAAAGCAUCAUGAAGGCUUCACCAACUGGGGGUCGCCUGUGUCCUGGAACUGGAAUUCAGUAGAUACAGGGCCCCAUCGAGACUUGGUGGGUGAAUUAGGAGAGGCCCUCAGAGACAGGAACAUACACUAUGGUCUAUACCAUUCACUCUUUGAAUGGUUUAAUCCACUCUAUUUAUUGGACAAAAAAAAUGGCUUCAAGAGCCAGAAUUUUGUCUUUGAGAAAACCCUGCCAGAACUUUAUGACCUCGUUUUAAGGUACAAGCCGGAUGUCAUUUGGUCUGAUGGUGAAUGGGAGGCUCCAGACACUUACUGGAACUCAACCUCUUUUCUUGCCUGGCUUUACAACGAUAGUCCAGUCAAGGAUACUGUGGUGGUGAAUGAUCGAUGGGGCAUCAAUUGCUCCUGCCACCACGGAGAUUUCUACAACUGCCAAGAUAAAUACAAGCCUGGCACUCUGCCACACCACAAGUGGGAGAUGUGCAGCUCCAUUGACAGGAUGUCUUGGGGGUAUCGAAGUAACAUGCAAAUCGGUGAGCUCAUGGAUGAGCCCAGAAUCGUUCAGGAACUUGUGCAGACUGUGAGUUAUGGAGGGAACUACCUUCUCAACGUGGGGCCGACAAAAGAAGGGGUGAUCGCUCCAGUCUUUGAAGAGAGGCUUCUGGGACUUGGGAAAUGGCUGAGCAUUAAUGGGGAGGCCAUUUAUGAAUCGAAGCCGUGGAGAGUGCAGAAGGAGAAUGGCACCGACAACACAUGGUAUACUUCAAAAGGAGCAAUAGUCUAUGCAAUCUUCUUGACCUGGCCUGAACGCAGCAUCUUGAAGCUUUCCUCGCCCGUCUCGUCUGCAAGCACACAAGUGACUAUGUUGGGGUUCUCUGAGCCUUUGAAGUGGCAGGCAUCCCCAGGCAAAGGAGUGCUGAUCACGCUGCCUUCUGCAACCCCUUCACUUCUUCCUCUGCAGCAUGGCUGGACUCUCAAGCUGGUUGGAGUUUUGUGAUGGUGCAGUUGGAGGGCAAUCAAAGAACACUCCUUACUUUUCUCUUUCCUCAAGCUGCUGUGAUUAGUGGCACGACCAGCUUUGGAAUGGGUAGAAGAAAGCCUUUGCAUAAGCCAAAGUAUUGCUCUUUAAUCGGAAUGGACAUAAUUGCAGUAGAACUCACCUUGCCUGACACGGGUGUCCAAAACACUCUGAUAUGUGUUAAAAGAUCAGUUGCAGGGAAUGAGAAGAGUGUUUUGCAGGGGAAUUGCCUUGGGCUGUUACAAGCUUUCCUGAGAAGGGUGAAAAUGAGGAUAAGGAAAGCUGCCACGCUUAGUUGAGAAGGAGCUGGUCUCCAUUGCAAUGUUUCAGCAGCCAUCUCAAGAACCAAUCUGCUCAGAAGUAUGAGGCACCAAGGAACUUAAGGGGUUUUUUCAAUCCACCUUAGGACCACACAGCUCAGAGCUGGAUGGAGAAGCUUUGAAGCUCACAAACAAGGUCAGAUUCAGCCACGGGAGCUGGUACCAAGCCAUUAAUGCAUCAUAGUUGUGGAGCAAUAGAGAACUAAAUGCCAAAGUUCUCAGUUCAUUGGGUGACUCCGGCGGGGGAGGGGACAACCUGGUUCUUGGAAAGUGGUGAAGUUAUGACACUAACUUCAUAAUUCCAGGAUCCAGGAACUGUGCAAGUGUGCUUUGAACAAGGUGAAUGGGAGUUCAGAUAAAGUAAGGGAGGGAAAUCCUUGAAAUGAAGAUCUAGAAUUGGGUUUACGCCCAGCUGAUGAGCAGAAAAUUACACGUAUUGGAAACAAGCCACUACAGGUCACACAUAAAUAGUGCCCGAUUCUGUAUACUGUUUUCCCUCUAGUGUUCAUACAUCCAAACUUGGACGGGCAAAUCUGCCUUGAAGGAGCCAGUAGACUAAUAUUGCUUCAGCUCCCUACUGCCCCCACCCUCAACAAACCAGCCUGUCUUCUGUGCCAGAAGCAUGACUGUGCCAAUACUUAGAAACUUUCCCUUUGUGUGUCAUCUAGUUUUACGUAGUCUCUGCCUUGAUGACAUCAACCGCCUUGUGAAUAAAAAGACAUACAAGAUUAGGAAGGAAAUUGCAGCAUUUUUAUCUCCAGGAGAUACUCUUGUGCUCCGAAAGUGGAAGCUAAUCAUGCAAAUGGGCAGAUACUGCUCUUUGCCUUAAGAACAAAUGACAGUCGAAAGGCCCAAAACAAUGCAAAGUACAUCCCCUAAGCCAGACCCACUGUUGUUGGACUAUAACUCCAUCAAGCCCAGCCACAGUGGCCAAAAAUGAGGAAUUAUGGGAGUUGUAGGCCAAAAUCUGCCGGACAAAAGUUGUGCAGCCCUGUCUUAAACCAAGAUUGAGUCACAAGCCAAUGAUCCCACAAAACGCAUCUCUGCCACUGUGUGGGCUCUGUUCUUGGGCAAAGGCUGUACUGCAGGAUGUAGUGUGUGGUCCUCAAACUGACUGCAAGGGGCACAGACUAGUCAGUUGCUUGGCCGCGGGAGUAGGGGCACUUAGCAAUGCUGUUCAUGUGACUUGGUCCCAGGAUGGCUGAGAUUUGUGUUGUAGUAGCUUGAGACUGGCCAGGCGGUGAGAAGUUAAGAGGAUGGAAUUCAGCUGGAUUCUAAAAAGGCUGUUCUGGUUGCCUAGGGGACACACUGCAUGGGUCUGUGUAUAUGAAUGCAAAUCUGUUGGUGAGGUUGCUUUUUUACGGCUAAAUUGAACUAAUCGGUGUGGGAAUUAUCAUUUUGAUGUGCCAUUCUGCAAUGUACCUGUUUUUCCAUGUCUGAUUUCAAAAAUAAAAACCAGUGGAAUUGAA